Molecule: messenger RNA, 3789 nt
Organism: Linum trigynum
Lineage: Eukaryota; Viridiplantae; Streptophyta; Magnoliopsida; Malpighiales; Linaceae
Source: the annotation of a GenBank genome assembly
UUUUCAGGUAGGGCCAUGAACCCCCACAUCCUCUCAUGUGACACCUCCAAACAUUGAUAUAUAAAAGCCACAGUUUUGGGUACUGUUCAUUAGUGGCCCACACGGUUGCCAUCUGCGACUGGGCUUCUUCCAUUCGUUUCUUCUUCAUUGGCCAACGUGGGCUUCUUCUUCUCUCACAGAGACACUUGGAACCCCUCAAUACCCAACGCGCCAUGUGCGAACCAUAGGUUCUGGGUUUUGCCCAUCGGACAACCGGGUUCCUCCCCUGCAGCUGCCUGUCGUUCGCUUCUCCUCUCUGACACGCAGAGACCCUUUCUUUCGUCCCGUCUCCUCAACACCGGCACAGGCGCCCGCAAGUCCCUGGUCAUACACCGAUGCACGCCACCCAGAACGCUCCAACUCCCAAUUCCUCCUCGGAAAUCCCUAUGGGUCAUUCGUUCUUCUUUGCUUGGAAGACUCCUAUGGAUCCAUCGGCUUUUGCAUCUCCUAAUUUCCAUACGCAACCUCUGCUCCCUUCACUCUACUUCAUCUUUCCCCUUCUUCCUUGGAAACGGCAUUCCAUCUACCAUGCUCAUACACUUCCUUCACUCUGCUUUAUCUAAGCCCCACUUUGUCUUAUGUUCCCUCUUCUCGCCGUUCCACCUAGCACCGAAAUCUGCUCUCGGCGGAAUCCCAAACUCGCAGGCAUGACGAGGAGGAAAUUUCGCAGGCAUGAUGGGGAAGAAGCGGGCUAACCUGUGUAUUUGAGCGGGCGGAGGUUCAGAUUAUACUGGCGGCGCUGCGAUUAGGGCCGGGAUGGUACGAAUGUCGCCGCAAAUGGGCGCGACGAGCGAAGCGCAAGUCCAAAGCGAUCUAGGGCAGGGAGGGGACCUCUGGUUUGCGUUUUUGCUGUACAAGGUUGGUGGUUUCAGAUAUGGAGAUCAGGUGGGCAAGGUCGUGAAUCAAUCAGUGCGGUGACGUACCAGUUUAAUCUCAGGUACUCGCUUCCUCCUCUGCUUUUCGCCUGCUGAAUCCCACACUUGAACCUCCUCGCUUAAUCUAUGGUAAUCCUCUGGUUACAACAAGGUUGCUAUUUAGUCUCAUUGUCUCUUUUUUGUGGUGCGAUUUCUGUGAUUUUAAUGCCAAUUAGCGGCUGCUCUAGAUGGUUUCAUUUUCAUACAAAUAGGUGAGCAGGAGUGAUUUGCAGUUGCAGGCAUGAGGAGAAUUAUCUGGUUUGUUCAUGUGCCGCCUUCUCCCCUUACCGAAGGUACUGUUUCCUCCCACAAACCCCUACUUCUGGGCCUCUUCUUCUCUACAUUUACCCUUCUGCAGCAUUGAAUGUUGGGGUUAAUUAUGCUGUGAUGCCUAUGCACUCCUGACAUGUACACUUACGUCUCUAAAAUGGUUGUCUAACUUUGGUGGUUGUUCUUUAUAAUUGGUCUACCUUUUGACAACUAUAAAAACCAAAGUUGAAUGACCAGAAGCCUAGCACCACUGGCUCUGCUGAAAAUCCCAUCUCAUGCUCUUUUUUUUCUUUAUUUUUAAUGGGUUAUUGAACUUGCUGAUUCUUCUUUGUUAUGUGGGGUUUUGGGACCAACCAUCAGCCGAAGAUUUCGAUUACAAUAACAAAGAAGAUCCUGCCUAGAAGGUAUGCAAAGGCGUAUGCGAGGCAACGUGGCAAUGCUUAGACAUAUGUGGAUGUGUUGUUGAUCGAUGAUGCUUCAGUACCUGGUUCCAAUGGGAUAUUCCAGAGAAUUCAGACAACAGGCUAAUUAAGGUAGGCAGUAGCUCGAUCUUUGUUGUAUUCACAUAGCAACUUUUGCUGAAAUUAAUCGUCUCAUAAUCAGGAUGGUCACAUUCUGAUAAGUUUUGUGUGCUAGCUACCUAGCUGCCUCAUGAAUAUUGUUCUUUACUUUUCCAUUUUAGGCCUAGAGAAGUACCAAUUCCUGUCCACUUUGUUAGAUGUGAAAUUUUGUAUGUUCCAGUUCAUAAGAGGAACAAGUUGUUCUAAUUGCAUAUGCAUUAGCCAAUGAAAUGAAGUGUGUGAUUGAAAAUUGGGUAGUUCUGUUAGUUCUCAGCAUUCAUUCCUUGGUUUUCUUAAUGGAAUUGGAUAGUAGCAAUUAGUAAAGAAAUUUGUCAUUUAGAAGAGUAAGUCAGAGCCAUGCAUUCAAGCAUGAUUGUUGUGUUGCUUAUCUGUGUUUAAAUUUGGUUAUAUAUAUAUAAUAUAUGGGAGAGGAGUUCAUUGAUUUUCCUUUCUCACGUAACAUAAAUCAGAUUUCCUGGCUGAACUGUGGUGAUUUGGAAACGCUGCAGAAAAAACAAUUAAUGAGCUUGGUGUGAAAACUGGCAAAUUUGUUGUCUCUAUUCCAUAUUGGGCGAUAAUCGGUUAAUUUAUUUUCUUUUGGGUGGCAGAAUCAGCUGGUAUUAGCAAGGUGAAUUGUUGAAUUCUGCCUUUUUUACAGGUACUGUUGGGUACAGAUUAGCCAACUUCUGCAGCUGGUAUUGGCAACCCUGAUGUCGAUUUCGUGUUGGCCACUGAAAAGAAACUGCUCGAGGUAUGCAACAAAUUGAAAAUCCCCCCCCGGCUGAUCACACAUAUUUUCAAUUGACUCAUGUAGUAUGUGAAAUAACGUUUCCUUGAUUAGCAGCUUAGCAUCAUUCUUGCCCAAUUAAUGGAAAGGGAUGGUGUUCAUACUUUAGAAGUUGAUUGAAACUAACAGACUAUUUCCUCAUAUGGAGGAAGAACUAAACAAUUGUAGUUAGGAAAUAUGAACUUGAUAGAAGGAAUUUUGCUUCUUUGAACUGAAUAAGAAGAGAGCCAGGGUCCCAAUGAGUCAGGUGACUUUGAGAGCCCAAAUCUCUUUAUGUUUGAUCAUCAUGAAAUAACUUAAGUGUUUGUGGCUACUUUGCAAAUUGAUAUCUUUAAAAAAUCAUCAAAUUGGGAUUUUGGUUAAAUGAAAAUUGAAACGUACCAGCUCACACGAAAAAGUAUAUCAGUUACUUAAGGACCCUUUUCAUGCAAAUUCUUGGUUUUGUUCUCACUUAUUUUGCUUAUAGAGUAUUUGGAACAAAAUGGUAAUGUUUUUUUUUUCUUCUAUUUAAUGGAUGUGGUGCAUAUACAUGUAGGUGAAUGUGAUGCUUUACUCUGAUGAACCGAGACCUGGAGUAACGCUAUUGUAGCUGCUGGGGAGAAUACUUGAUCGCCAGCAGCAAACCUGCAAAGAAAAUAUGCGCUUUUUCCAAAUCUCCAGGUUAGAUAUUGUUCUCUGUGAAUUUAAUCAUUCUCCUUUGACUUAGUGGCUCUCCUUUAGUGCGGCUGAAUAGUUUCAGAAUUCAGAUUAUGUGCUAUUUCCUUACAUUAUUGAAUGAAUUAGAUCUAUGGUUAAAGGGAGUUCAACCGUCUAUUCCCUUUGCUUUUGAUAUAAUUCACUGCGUAUUUUAGUGACAGUUACCUUAGGAUCAUGGAUGGGAGGAUGUACGGUUCGUGCAGGUUAUGUGGACCCUCAAAUUCAUGGUUGGUAGAUUUAGCUCCCCGUUUAAGAUCUACCCGCCAUACAACUUAUUUUUUUAAUGGGAAGACACAAAAUCUGUGUGAAUUGGUUUAAUUUUGUAAUGUCAUUCACAUAUAUAGAUGUGUGGAUUCGACGGUGUUUGAGUCAUUGACGUUGUGUGAAUCAUAGGAGGAUGUAUAGGGAGUGCCUGAUUUAAUUCGAACAACAAUUGGUUGCAGUUCUAAUAUGGGAUGCUGUUAUUACGGUCAACAGCUUGCAGCUAGCCUGAGUUUACAGUAAGUAAAAACACUUUCCCAAC